Molecule: messenger RNA, 1112 nt
Organism: Vitis riparia (riverbank grape)
Lineage: Eukaryota; Viridiplantae; Streptophyta; Magnoliopsida; Vitales; Vitaceae
Product: protein DEHYDRATION-INDUCED 19 homolog 5-like
Exons: 5
Coding region: 150-731 (193 amino acids)
Source: RefSeq, a predicted model, not a curated record
ACCCACAAGGGAAGUGUCCUCAGCAACACCACUUUGAUUGUCACCACCCGUCAAACUGAUGAGAAAGCUUCCCAUCUACUGACUGACUCACCGGAAUCUCACUCUAUUCGCCGGAAACUGCCGACCCAUUUCGCCGGAGACUCACCAUCAUGGACGUUGACUUCUGGGCUUCAAGGAUUCACUCGGCCAAGCACCUCACUGCUGUCCAAGCUGCUCGCCUCAACUCUGAAGGAGAUGAUGAUGCAAGAGCUUAUUUCCCAUGCCCCUUCUGUUAUGUGGACAUUGAAAUUCCAGUGCUCUGUAGCCAUCUGCAGGAGGAGCACUGCUUUGACUUAAAAAAUGCGGUUUGUCCCUUGUGUGCGGCAAAUCUAGGAAAGGAUGUGAUUGGACAUUUCACAUUGCAGCAUGCCCAUUCAUUAAAGCGGAGGAGAAAGUCUCAAAAAUCUGGUGCCUGGACAAAUAGCCCCCUUAGAGAAUUGAGUUCAUUUCUCGGCUCUAGGGGAAACUCAUAUGAAUCUGCACCUGAUCCACUCCUUUCACCGUUUCUCUGCAGUAUAUCUGUUUCAGAUGGCAACCAGCAAGAUAAAUGCUCUAGUGAUAAUGCCUCAUUUGCUUCUGAUAUGAAAAGCACUGUGCCAUCAACACCGAGUGAAGGCCAAGAACAAGAUUAUGAAGAGAGACAGCAGAGAGCCAUUUUUGUUCAACAGUUGAUUGGGUCAACCAUUUUCUAGGACCCUCUGCCCUGUCAGCACAUUGCGGAAUUUAGAAUUUUCAACAAUGCCAAGGGCCACUUCACUCAUUGAUCACCAAUGCUGUGCCCGGCUACUGGGUUUUACUACAGAUGCUUGAAUUUAGGAAGUCAAAUAGUUCCUAUAUCUGGUUUUCUAGAAGAAUUGUCCUGGAAAAGGGCAAUGAAUUGGGCGUGGUUAUGGCUACUCUUUAGGCAAUGCAUAUUUAUUAUCUAGCAAUCUAUGUAUGUACGCAUAUUUGCAGCCUGUAUGAAGGCAACGUUCUGUAAUAUGUAGAAAACAAACUCUCCUGGUUUUAAAGCUAGCCUAAAUAUUAAACUUUUAUUUUCCAAGUAUAAAUUUCAUGGACAGCAGAUUUCAGUA